Ogataea parapolymorpha DL-1 is the source of this 684-nucleotide messenger RNA. RefSeq lists its product as uncharacterized. The record is from RefSeq and is a predicted model, not a curated record. The coding region runs from base 1 to 684 and encodes 227 amino acids. NCBI's taxonomy places the organism in Eukaryota, Fungi, Ascomycota, Pichiomycetes, Pichiales, Pichiaceae. Gene Ontology annotation, cellular component: super elongation complex. Gene Ontology annotation, biological process: regulation of transcription elongation by RNA polymerase II; positive regulation of DNA-templated transcription. Gene Ontology annotation, molecular function: transcription elongation factor activity. The transcript has 2 exons.
AUGGACGAUUGCGAAAUUCCAGACGGCGAGUACGACCUGCGGGUCGGCCAGGCUCUUGGAGACGCUGACUUGCGGCGCUUUUUUGGAAUCAGAUACACUUUUCGUCCAGAUACUCUGGACUCAAGCGGCGAAUCGACGCUUUUGAACUAUAACGAUGAGUAUAUUCUGGAGUCAUCGGCCAAGGACGGUGUGUCCAAGCUGUUUUUCGAAGGCAAAAGGCCGCCCGCUGGCCACGGACACUCGGAUCAUGUGUUGAUCUACAAUGAGACGGCAGGCGAGUUUAGUCUCGAAAGAUUGGACUCUGUGGUGAAAAUGAGCAAGUCGCGGGAGCCUGAGAAGCUACAGCAGCGGAUGAAGACGCUGUUGAGCCAGCAUGCCCGUGGCGAGGCGAGAAAAGAGCAGGCUUCUAAGAUUAGGAAACCAGCCACUACACCACGGUCACGUCCCCUCUCGGCUCAAUCGUUGGCCAAGUCGAGGCAAAAAAGAGAACCAUCUACAAGAAAUGUACCUGCUCGUUCGUCGAGGCUCUCGAAAUCGCAAGAGCCUUUUUCGGAGACCAAACAGCGAGAGUCCGAAAACCGCGAUCCGCCGAAAUCGGCAGUCUCCGAGGAAGAUCUCGAGUUCGACAGGGAGUUUGACGAGGCGCUGGAGGGGCUGGAUGAUGAAAUAAGCGAGGAAGAGUAG